Messenger RNA from Etheostoma spectabile (orangethroat darter), 1588 nucleotides. It is a transcript of the gene map1lc3cl, whose product is annotated as microtubule-associated protein 1 light chain 3 gamma, like. Bases 576 to 986 code for a protein of 136 amino acids. The transcript is spliced from 4 exons. The record is from RefSeq and is a predicted model, not a curated record. NCBI's taxonomy places the organism in Eukaryota, Metazoa, Chordata, Actinopteri, Perciformes, Percidae.
AAGAAGAAAAAGCAUCACAGAGUCUGGCUCUUGGUAAAGAUGUUGGGCCUUUUUGCAUGUCUGUGUACAGGGGCCUAAUCCGUCCAUGCCUUCACGUCACCACUCAGUGUUACUAUUGAUCACAACAUUCUCAGACAUUGCUGAACCAAGAGUUAACAACUGUGAUGUGGCCAGCAUGCCUAACAAACACUGUGGUCAAAGGUCAGAGUCGAAUGGAGAGCAUUCAAACCUCAUGAUAAAGGUGGUCUGAAUCAUGUCAUGUGGUGUUUGUGUUCCUUACAUGGUGGGCCGCCCUCAUUACACUCCUGCCUACACAGCAGCACCCAAUAUCACCAGUAGAUGUGAGAAUUCCCAAUUAGAUAACCAGUAUGUGUGAAUGUGCAUUCACACUGCCCACCAGUACCAGGAGUGUGUCUUUGUUUGUUGGUGUCACAUUUCAGCUCCUCCCAGCUCCUUCUCCUAUAAAACACCAGCGGCCGGAGCAGCUCAGUGGGGUUUGCUGACUUCCACCCGAGGGGACUUCACUGUCAGCCCGGGAAAGACCGCUGGCCUCUAAACCACCCCAUUCAACAAACAUGGCUCCUUUUGAGAAAUCUAUGGAAAUGAUGCCCUUCAAGCAGAGAAAAUGCCUCGAGACAAGAAAAGAUGAAGUGUGCAGCAUUCGGACAAAAUUCCCCAACAAAUUGCCUGUCAUUGUUGAACGUUACCUCCGUGAAAAGACUCUUCCCCUUUUGGACAAAACUAAGUUCCUGGUUCCCUUCGAGCUCACUUUGGGUCAGUUCCUCUGCCUGCUCAGGAAUAAGAUUGCCCUGGAUUCGACCCAGGCUCUGUUCCUCCUAGUGGCAGAGAAGAGCAUGUCCUGCAUGUCCUCCAGUAUGGGGGAGGUUUAUUCCCGCUACAGUGACACUGACGGCUUCCUCUACAUCACCUACGCCUCGCAGGAGAUGUUCGGAGCACCUCAAACAGCAACCAGACGGCCCUGCUAAGCAGAUACAUACAGAACAUACAAAUGACUGAACCGAUAGUGGAGGCACCACACCACCAAACUGGAGGACAAAAGGGCCAAGCAGAGGCUGUUUUUAUCCAGUCCCAAAAUGCAUAUCAGCCUACCUCAUGAAACUUUCUGGAAUUUCAAAUGCAGCAAAUCACUUGUUUCUUCAUGCUCUGACUCCUGGACAAGACUCACCCUGAUGAUGAUGUGUUUGUUUUAGACUGAGUGUUUGUGAGAUUAAAUACAGAUGCAUUUUUCUUGGCCUGUUUCAGGGCUUUGCUGGUCAAACAUGUUAAUAUCUGCCCUUGAGAUUCAUUGCUGGAAUUCCAGUUUAGUGUAAAACCACCCAUCUUCUCCACUCUAAACAAACAGGGUCAAUGUGUUGUUGGUAAUCAGACUCCUUUUUUUAGCACUUAUCUCCCCCUGCCUCUCUUUCCUUCGAUUGCCUCUUCAUCCUCGUCCUUUCCUUAAAAAUGUGAAACUAUGCUCUGGACUCUUGAGGCACUCACUGAAAACCUGGAUGUCACUUGAAUGCUGAAUGAUUUGUUCUGUAUCCAGCUGUCAGUAGAGCAAACAAUAAAUCUUUAUCAUUUUAAA